Molecule: messenger RNA, 2565 nt
Organism: Pestalotiopsis fici W106-1
Lineage: Eukaryota; Fungi; Ascomycota; Sordariomycetes; Amphisphaeriales; Sporocadaceae
Product: Coatomer subunit beta
Exons: 3
Coding region: 1-2565 (854 amino acids)
Biological process (GO): endoplasmic reticulum to Golgi vesicle-mediated transport; intracellular protein transport; retrograde vesicle-mediated transport, Golgi to endoplasmic reticulum
Cellular component (GO): COPI vesicle coat
Molecular function (GO): structural molecule activity; protein binding
Source: RefSeq, a predicted model, not a curated record
AUGAAGCUCGACGUUAAGCGACAGCUGUUUGCUCGCAGCGAGCGAGUAAAGGGCUGUGACUUUCAUCCUACAGAGCCAUGGAUUCUGACCACACUCUACUCUGGUCAUGUCCACAUUUGGAGCUACGAGACACAGCAGAUCGUCAAGAGCUUUGAAGUCACAGAUGUCCCGGUGCGAGCUGGUCGCUUCAUUGCGCGCAAGAACUACUUCAUUUGCGGUUCCGAUGACUUUCAGGCGCGAGUCUACAACUACAACACCUCGGAGAAGAUCACCAGCUUCGAAGCUCACCCUGAUUACAUUCGAGCCAUUGCCGUCCACCCCACACAGCCUUUCGUUCUGACAGCUUCCGAUGACAUGACGAUAAAGUGCUUCGACUGGAGCCAGGGAUGGAAAUGCAUCAGGACAUUCGAAGGACAUUCCCACUAUGUCAUGGACCUCAGCAUAAACCCCAAAGACACAAAUACCUUUGCGUCUGCCUGUUUGGACCGGACGGUUAAGAUCUGGAGUCUGGGCUCCUCGACUGCCAACUUUACCAUCGAGGCUCACGAGGCUAAGGGUGUCAACGCCGUUGAUUACUACCCUCAUUCCGACCGACCGCACAUCCUGACUUGUUCCGAUGAUCGGACGAUCAAGGUCUGGGACUACACUACAAAGUCGCUGAUCGCCACACUCGAGGGACACACAAACAAUGUCUCCUUUGCCAUAUACCACCCAGAACUCCCCAUUAUCCUUUCGGGUUCCGAGGACGGCACACUUAGACUCUGGAAUGCCAACACAUAUCGCUUCGAGCAGUCGCUCAACUAUGGCCUAGAGCGUGCUUGGUGUGUGUCAUCGCAAAAGGGCAAGCAAGGUGUUGCUGUUGGUUUCGACGAUGGCGCCGUUGUUGUCAAGCUCGGAAAGGAGGAGCCCUCUGUUUCCAUGGACGGCUCAGGCAAGAUCAUUUGGGCACGCCACAACGAGGUUCUGUCCUCGGUCAUUAGGGGAGGAGAUGCUUCUAUCAAGGACAACACGCCUAUUACGCUGCCAACCAAGGAGCUUGGCACAUGCGAAAUCUUUCCCACCACGCUGGUCCACUCGCCCAAUGGCAGAUUUGUUGCUGUCUGCGGAGACAACGAAUAUAUUAUCUACACUGCUCUGGCAUGGAGAAACAAGGCCUUUGGUAGCGCGCUGGAUUUUGUGUGGGCAUCCAAAGAUAACAGCAACGACUUUGCUAUUCGAGAAUCGCCCACCAGCGUCAAGGUUUUCAAAAACUUUGUUGAGAAGACGGGCGGACUUGACAUUCCCUUCCAGGCCGACGGUCUCACUGGAGGCCUUCUGCUUGGUGUCAAGGGUGCUGGUGGUGUGAGUUUCUACGAUUGGGCCACUGGUGGCCUUGUGCGUCGCAUUGAGGUGGAACCCAAGCAGGUGUACUGGUCUGACAGCGGAGAGCUGGUUGCUCUGGCUUGCGAGGAUACUUUCUAUGUCCUCCGCUUUUCCAGAGACGCAUACGUCGAGGCUGUCCAAGCUGGAGACGUCGAUGAGGAUGGUGUCGAGGCUGCUUUCGAGGUGAUCACCGAUAUUGCCGAGAGUGUACGAACUGGAGAGUGGGUCGGCGACGUGUUUGUAUACACAAACAACACCAACCGCCUCAACUACUUGGUGGGCGACCAGACAUAUACCGUCUCACACUCGGACAACCCCUUGUACAUUCUUGGCUACAUCCAGCGCGAUUCUAGAGUCUACUUGGCUGACAAGGACGUCAAUGUCACCUCCUUCGGUCUUUCUCUGCCUGUGCUGGAGUACCAGACUCUUGUGCUAAGAGACGACAUGGAGACGGCGGCUGAGCUUCUGCCGUCCAUUCCCCAAGAUCAACUGAACAAGAUUGCUCGGUUCCUUGAGGGCCAGGGUCACAAGGAGUUGGCCUUGGAAGUAGCCACGGAUCCUGAGCACAAGUUUGACUUGGCUCUUUCUCUCCACCAACUCGAGAUUGCGCUUGAGCUGGCAAGGGAAGCCGACGUUGAGCACAAGUGGAAGGCUGUUGGUGAUGCUGCCUUGACCAACUGGAACAUUCCUCUCGCCACAGAAUGUUUUAUCAGUGGCAAGGAUCUUGGCAACCUGCUUCUUAUUUACACCAGUACUUGCGACCGCGAGGGUCUUGCCAAGCUGGCCGAACUCGCCGAAGAGGCGGGCGUGAACAAUCUGGCUCACUUGGCCAAGUGGAGUCUCGGCGAUGUCGAGGGUGCCAUCAAGAUCAUGACCAAGACCAACCGCUACACCGAAGCUGUCUUCACUGCCCAAACAUACAAGCCAAGUCUUGCUCCUGAAACGGUACAAGGCUGGAAGGAGAGCCUCGAGAAGAACAAGAAGGCCAGAGUUGCCAAGACGAUUGGUGUGCCGGUUGAAGAUGAAGAGCUGUUCCCAGAAUGGGAAGAGUGGCUGAAGCUGGAGCAAGAAGGUGGUGCCGUCAGCGAUGAGACCAAUGGUGUCGCAGCAAUGGAAGUCGAAGAGGAGGCCGAAGCGGAAGCUGAAGCUGAAGCCGAAGCUGCUGAAGAGGAGGAAGAGGCUGCUGAGGAAGACGAAGAGUAA